UAAGUAAUUGGCAUGCAGUAAGGGGCUAGUACAGGUACAAGCUACAUGUGCAGUAGUACUUAUCAAGCCUGUGGUGCUGCACAUUGAAAGCUAAAACUAAUGAGCAGCACGUGGCGUGGCACGCCGGUCAUUUGUUGCAUACAAUAACGAGCUGUUGGGUGCACGGAGUAUUCGGCACCGGUGUCGGCCUCCCUCUUGUGGCAGCGCCAGACGAGUGGUGCACCUGUGCCACUCUGGCAAGUGUGGUCCCGCCCCUCCGUCAGACUGUGUAUGACGUUGGCAUCAUUCGCGCCGCCGCCCGCAGCUGGCGAGUGUCACUCCUUACUCACUGUCCCGCGCUGCCAUUCCCCCGCCCACCGCCACGCUGACCGUACGAACGUCCCGCCACCGCGUGUCCCGCGACCACUAGUGACGCCCCAGGAUAAGAGCCACCGCGGUAGUAUCAGGACCCUCGUGAACAUCUGCAGGUGACCAGUGUGGGUGACUCCAGUGUUGUGCCGUCCCUUAACCCGCAGCCUCCAGAGAGGAGCUAUUGUGUCUCCAGGGCAGUGGCAGAGCUGCUUCAGUGCCUUUCCCGAACGGUGCCACAUCGCCUGUGCUGUAGACGGUGACAGAGUUGACUUGCAGUAACAACAAUAGGCAUCAUGCGGCGGUGCUGCUGGUGCUGCGUCAGUCUACAGAAGGGCGUGGUGGCCAUCGGAGUCUUAGGCAUGGUUUGUUCAGCAGUGCUCUCUGUCGGGUACGGCGCCGUGGCCUUCACCCUCGAGGAGCAUCUGACGGCUUGUAGGGAAGGGGAGGCACGCGACCUCCUUGGAGUUCUGCCACCUUGCGAGGACUUGUCAAACACCGCUAAACUCCUUGCAGUUCGCAUCUUCGUGUACGCCCAGGUGAGCGUGUGGGUUCUCUUCUUCACCUUCUCCAUCCUGCUCAUUGUGGCGGCAGUCAAGGAGCGUGGUGGGCUGCUGGUGCCGUGGCUGGUGCUGUCUGUGGUUGUGAUGGCUGCCGUGGUGUGGUCGGGGGUGCGUGCUGCUCUCCAGAAGCGUACUCUGGACCUGCUGGCGUCCGUGGUGGCGGUGGUGGUGAUCACGUACUGCUGUCUCGUGGUGCGUUCCUACGGCCGUCUCAUCAAGAAGCAGGCACUGGUGUCCGUGCGGGUACCUUCCACCUACUCCCACCCACCCUGCUGCCAGCAACCGCCCACACCCGUCCCUAGCCCAAACCCAGCCCCCUGCAGAGAGAUGAGAGAGAGGGACCCGCCCCCAGCCUACACCGCCCAUCCCUCAGUCACCCACAUCUCCCGGUCCACCGUCAUCUCCACCCCUCGCUCCACUGUCACGCCCACCCCCCGCUCCACGACUAUAGCCAUAACCACCCCUCGUUCCACAAUUACCUCCACUAUUCAGAAGUCUCCAAUCCCCCCCGGUCUUGGGAUCAACAUAUAAUGGAGGUGUGCUUUGUGGCGUCUUAAAAAUCAGUCUUAUUCCCUCCGUAGAUUAAGUUAGGUCAUGGUGCUCGGUGACGGCUGCAUGGAGUGUCCUUGCCGUGCUGCACGUUGAGGCGUCAAGCACAUAGAAGAUGGAGAGAUGUAUUUUUAUAUGUAUUCCAAAUGGCAUGUUAGUGAUAGGCCUAAUACUCCUCUGUGGCAUUAUACACAGUCGAUUUCUGGUGUGUCUUUUGCUUGUAGGCCUUGUUAUCACACUUCCUAUACUUCACUUACUGCGGAACAUGUUGUUUACACAGAGAAGGAAACACCAUCCUCAGUUUUCCUUCUAUAUAGAUGUACAAAAGUUGACUGGUGAUGUUAGGUUCUCACUUCAUUGUAAUUAGUUUCAGGGAGGUGGCAGGGAUAACACCAUGGUGUGAAUUGGCAAGUCCUUUGAAUUGUGGCCUUGCUUGUGGUUUCAAAAAGGAUAUAUUCACCCUUUUGUAGCAUUUGUAUGGGUUAUUAUCAGGUAUACUCCCCACACCCUGACCCUUCUCUUGUACUCACUACUCUGCGAUAGAAAAGUGCAAAUGUAUUAUGUUCUUAAAUAUAUAUUGAUGGCUCAUC
Messenger RNA from Portunus trituberculatus (swimming crab), 2050 nucleotides. RefSeq lists its product as uncharacterized. The record is from RefSeq and is a predicted model, not a curated record. Bases 645 to 1442 code for a protein of 265 amino acids. Lineage: Eukaryota; Metazoa; Arthropoda; Malacostraca; Decapoda; Portunidae. The transcript has 5 exons.